UACUGUAGUUCAUUCCUCCUGGAAUGAACAUUCUCUUCACCCCUCCGCUCGCAUAAUGGUGCAUUCUCCGCACAGAGCUUGAAAGGGCGGGAGUUGAAAGGACGCAGUUCAGAUUUCUGAGGCAGGGGUGGUGAAGGAACCAAAGUUCGAUGGAGCAAGAAUUUCAAGGAGCUCCAGGGACACGCAUGCAACCAAUAACUCCUGUUCUCAUAUCAAGGAUCGUUGACCCAGUUCCCAAGUUCUUGCCCAUUACAGUGGGAAAGAGAGAAGGGAGCACGAGGAGGGGCUGCGCUGGAGAAAUUGCUGUUGGAAUGUCUCCUUAACCAAUGAAAAGUGGUAAAACUGAGGCAUUAGUCAUAUGACUAAAGAUGGCAUCCUAUUUAGCACAAGAAGUUCAACUUGCUAAAAGACAUGAAGAAAUACUGUCUCAGAGAAUGGUGUUGCUUCAGCAGAUGGAGAGUCAUCUAGGAGACAAAGAAGCUGAGAAGACAUGGCAAAUACAAGAAGCUGAUGCAGCUCGUAAAAGAAAUGUAGCACUUUUAAAUGAUAUAAAAACAGCAGGGAAAAACCUACAGUCGAGAGACCACUUACUUCUGCACCCUGACAUUGUUAACCUUGAGACUCUUUACUGGGCAAAAGUAGAAGACUCCAUCCCUAAGUGGGAGCCAUUUUUUUUAGGAAGAACGCAAGCCCCUAUUGGGGUUAGAAAAAGCAAGCCAACAAAGCAAAACACAGGUUCACCCCCAAGAGAUAAACGAAAAUAAGGUCUGUGGGAAGGAUUUGCUCAUUCUUCCAAAUGGUGGGUUAUUAAAUGGUUCUUUAAAUUUUUGUUGGAUAAGCUACAUGAAUUCUGAAUCGACAAUGAAGACUUCUCCCUCAUCAGCCUGUUUAUCUACAGGAGAGUGACCUUUGUAUCAAACAUGGAAGACAUCAGACAUCAAAAUGAAAACUCAGCCAUUCAACUGUUUAGUCAAGAUGAGCAAAUAUGGAAUCUUAUCCUUCACUUUUAUGAAGGAGAAGCAUCUUUUCCCAAUAAAAGUGGAAGCACAUGCCAAUCCGACUGCCCCAUGAGAAGAUUUGUUUCAUGAGUAAGGCAUGCAUUUCCCAUAAUUUCGGCAAGCUGGAUUUAGCUGGUGGCUGGGGACUUAAACAGAACCCUGAGUGACAGAGGCUGAAGAAGAAACCCAAGGAAUUUUAACAUUCCCACAUAAUUUAGCCAUGCCCACCUCCCCAGUCAUGUUUGGUCUAUAGGCAUAUCUUAUGUGGCUAAAUAUUGCUCCGCUCUCAUACUGUAUUUCAGUUUGGAUCCAGCUGAUGUAACAGGAUUUAACCACGGGAUUUUAGAAUUUUCCAGCACUGAACUCAGCUUUGUGUUUGAGAUAGAAGUAUAUAGCAAUAGAAGGCCAUAUUAAACUAUAUUUUAUGUUGACAUAUUUUGUCGACUUAAAAUUGUUGAAUAAACGCAUCUAUAAUUUUUCAUACCUUGAUCUUAAUAGUAAAGUAACCCCUCAUUUUGUAUUAUUCAGCA
This is a messenger RNA of Podarcis muralis (Common wall lizard), 1528 nucleotides long. It is a transcript of the gene CEP15, whose product is annotated as centrosomal protein 15. The record is from RefSeq and is a predicted model, not a curated record. Lineage: Eukaryota; Metazoa; Chordata; Lepidosauria; Squamata; Lacertidae.